AUGCCCAACGAGGAUUCUUACAGCAAGCCCUCGACGUCGUCCGACGGGCACCCCGGGCCCGCGGGCAAGGCCGGGGGCUUCGGGAAGGGAGCAGGUGCCAUGCUAGGGGUGGCCGGAGGCAGCGGCGGCGGGGCCGGGGGCGGCGGAGGCGCCUCGGGCUCGGGCCCAAGCGGCUUGGGGCCGUCGGGGGCAGCAGGAAAGAAGUCUCCGCGCCUGCCCAAGUGCGCACGCUGCAGGAACCACGGCUACGCUUCUCCCCUGAAGGGGCACAAGCGCUUCUGCAUGUGGCGCGACUGCCAGUGCAAGAAGUGCAACCUGAUCGCCGAGAGGCAGCGGGUCAUGGCCGCCCAGGUGGCACUGAGAAGGCAGCAAGCCCAGGAGGAGGAGCUUGGGAUCAGCCAUCCUAUUCCCUUGCCCAGUGCUGCAGAACUACUUGUGAAGAGAGAAAAUAAUGGGAGCAGCUCCUGCCUGAUGUCUGAAAGCAGCAGCCCCACCCAGCCUCCUCCCUCCUCUGCCCCCCCCCCAGGGGCUGCUGAGGGUCGGAUGGUCAUUCAAGACAUCCCUCCAGUCACCAGCAGAGGGCACCUGGAGAACACAUCUGACCUAGUCUCAGAUUCCACCUAUUACGGCAGCUUUUACCAGCCCUCUCUCUUUCCAUACUACAACAAUCUGUACAACUACCCCCAGUAUUCGAUGGCCUUGGCUGCUGAUUCCUCUUCUGGGGAAAUGGGGAGUACACUUGGGGGAUCCCCAGUGAAAAACAGUCUUCGGAGCCUACCAGCAACUUAUGUGUCUGGACAAUCAGGAAACCAGUGGCAGAUGAAGAACACCGAGAAUCGUCAUGCCAUGGGUUCCCAGUACAGGAUGCAUUCUUAUUAUCCUGCCACCUCGUACCUGAGCCAGAGUGUGUCACAGAUCUUUGCUUUUGAAGACAGCCCUUCUUAUUCUGAAGCAAAAGCAAGCGUAUUCUCGCCACCCAGCAGCCAAGAUUCUGGCUUAGUUUCCCUGUCCAGCAGCUCACCGAUUAGUAAUGAAAGCACAAAAGGUGUUCUGGAGUGUGAGUCUGCAUCGGAGCCUGGCACCUUCACAGUUAAUCCUGUCAUAGAAGAUGAUGAAUAAGGCAAGUUCCCAGUACAAGUCUGUGGUUUAUUUGGAAUAGCAGGCCAAUUCUAUUAUACGAAUAGUGUUUGUUGUUUAUCUUUUGCAUUGACUGAUGGCUGAAGUAACCAUUGAGAAAGUGUUCGGUUUGUUCUCUUCAUGCUUACGCUAUACUGACCAAAGGCUAAAACAUAUUUGUAAUGGUUUUAGGGACAAUAUAACUUUACGAAACGCAUUGCGGAAUUAAAUGCCUUGCCCUUGGAGUUUAUAUAAAGUAGUUUUCCUUCCUUCUUACGAUGCUCUUUUAAAAGUAUUUGUCAACAAAUGCAAGAUGCUUUAAGUAAACUAGUAUAUUUACAUCUAAAUGAACCACAAUUCAGAGAGGUACUUUAUUUUAGUUUAAGAUGAACUGUUGGGCUCCUAAGAAAUUGUAGUUUAGAUGCAUAGACUGCUACAGUAUAAAUUUAGCCAAGCGCUGGGCCACUGACCCAGACAGCAAGAUGAGCAGGUAUGCAUAUAAUAUUUUAGAAAGUACUUUAAAACACAAAAUUAGAGCAAAUGGAAAUAUAGCAUUGUGUGUCUAUCAUUAAUGAUCUGUAUAUUGCUACUUAAAAACUUGUCAUGCUAAAGAAUCCAAAAUAUGAUGGAAGUAGUGUCUGAAAGAAUUUACAACAUGUGUGUAGAGUGUAAUCUGAAAAAUAGUAUGUUUUAAAGUAAGCCCUGUGAUGCACAGUUCUUCACUGUUUCUAGUCUAAUACUAGAUUAAUGCACAUUCAUUUUACAAGCAGCAUAAAAUGAACCUUUUACACAUUGCAAUUUAGUCUACUUUUUAACAUUAGAUUGUAAUCUAAAUUGAAAGCAAAUCUGUCUUU
Dromiciops gliroides (monito del monte) is the source of this 1970-nucleotide messenger RNA. It is a transcript of the gene DMRT1, whose product is annotated as doublesex and mab-3 related transcription factor 1. Gene Ontology annotation, molecular function: RNA polymerase II cis-regulatory region sequence-specific DNA binding; DNA-binding transcription factor activity, RNA polymerase II-specific. Gene Ontology annotation, cellular component: nucleus. Gene Ontology annotation, biological process: regulation of transcription by RNA polymerase II; sex differentiation. The record is from RefSeq and is a predicted model, not a curated record. The transcript has 7 exons. NCBI's taxonomy places the organism in Eukaryota, Metazoa, Chordata, Mammalia, Microbiotheria, Microbiotheriidae. Bases 1 to 1119 code for a protein of 372 amino acids.